This is a messenger RNA of Orycteropus afer afer, 12510 nucleotides long. It is a transcript of the gene DNAH17, whose product is annotated as dynein axonemal heavy chain 17. NCBI's taxonomy places the organism in Eukaryota, Metazoa, Chordata, Mammalia, Tubulidentata, Orycteropodidae. Gene Ontology annotation, molecular function: dynein intermediate chain binding; ATP binding; minus-end-directed microtubule motor activity. Gene Ontology annotation, biological process: microtubule-based movement. The record is from RefSeq and is a predicted model, not a curated record. The transcript is spliced from 75 exons. Gene Ontology annotation, cellular component: dynein complex.
AUGACGAUUGUCUCGGAUGUGCGAACAGAGUACUUGGAGCAGGUCUCCGCCAUCAUCCUCAGGUUCAAGCCCGACAGGUGGAACAAGAUGCUGGGAGCCGAGGAGAACGCCGCCAUGUUCAUGGAGUUCCUGGAGAAGCCCGACGUCUCGGUCCUGGUGAUGGCACUCAAUGCAGCCGGCAUGAUCGUCCCCUGCCUGGGCUUCCCGGCCUCCCUCAAGUCCAAAGCCAUCUACUUCAUCAAGACGGGGCCUGUGCACAUCACCAGGGACAACUACAAGUCCUGCCUGCUCUACGGGGACAUCAGCCCCACACCCGUGGUCCAGCUGAUAGCUGUUGUGGAGGAGAUCCUCUACUCCCUGUUGAACCAAAAGGAGAACAUGAGCGGGUGGCCGCGGGUGGUGUCCGAGGACAUCGUAAAGCAGGUACACAAGCUGAAGAAUGAGAUGUUCGUCAUGGGGGGCAAGAUCAAGGGCAAGACACUGCUGCCCAUCCCCGAGCACCUGGGCGGCCUGGACGGCACCCUGGAGUCCAUGGAGAGGAUCCCGCGAGCCCUGGACGACUCCCUGCUGCACGCCAUCGAGGCCAUCAUCAUUGACUGGUCCCACCAGGUCAGGGACGUGCUGAGCAAGGACUCGGCCCAGGCCCUGCUGGAAGGGCUGCACCCGCUGCCCCGCGUCGAGUUCGAGUUCUGGGACGCCCGGCUGACAAACCUGAAGUGCAUCCAUGAGCAGCUCAACAGACCCAGAGUGAACAAAAUAGUUGAGAUUCUGGAAAAGGCCAAAAGCUGCUACUGGCCAGCCCUGCAAAACGUCUACGUGAACGUCACCGAAGGGCUGAAGGAAGCCAGCGACAUUGUUCUGUAUUUGAAACCUCUGCGCAUCCUGCUGGAGGAGAUGGAGCAGGCCGACUUCACUUCGCUGCCAACCUUCAUCGCCAAGGUGAUGUACACUGUGUGCUUCAUCUGGGCCACGUCUGAGCACUACAACACGCCGUCACGCAUCAUCGUCAUCCUGCAGGAGUUCUGCAACCAGAUCAUUGACAUGACGCGUGCUUACCUGAGCCCGGAAGAGGUGCUGAAAGGCUUGCAGGGCGAGAUAGAGGAGGUUCUCAACGGCAUCUCGCUGUCCGUGAACGUGCUGAAGGGGCUCUACCGGACCUACGACUUCUGCUGCGCCAACAUGAAGCUCUUCUUCAAGCACAACAAAGAGCCUGUGCCAUGGGAAUUCCCCUCCUCCCUCGCGUUUUCCAGGAUAAAUUCCUUCUUCCACCGCGUGCAGACCAUAGAGGAUCUUUACAAGACGGCCAUCGAGUUUCUGAAGCUGGAGAAGAUUGAGCUCGGGGGAGUGAGAGGGAACAUCUUGGGGAACCUGGUGACCCAGGUCUACGACGAGGUCUUUGAGCUGGUGAAGGUGUUUGCCGAGUGCACAUACGACCCCCUGGAUCCCGGAGAUUCCAGUUUUGAUGAUGAUUAUGCCGACUUUGAGACCAAAAUCCAAGACCUGGAUAGGAGGCUGGCCACCAUCUUCUGCCAAGGGUUUGACGACUGCCCCUCGAUCGAGUCCUGCGCAAAGCUCCUGCACAUGUGUGGGGGGCUCUUGGAGCGGCCUCUGAUUCUUGCCGAGGUGGUGCCCAGGUACUCAGUCAUGCUGGAGCUGUUUGAUGCAGAGCUGGACAACACUAAGAUCUUGUACGAUGCCCAGAUGGCAGCUUCCAAGGAGGGGAAUAUUCCCCCAAUCCAUAAGAACAUGCCGCCAGUGGCUGGUCAGCUCAAGUGGAGCCUGGAGCUACAGGAGAGGCUGGAGGCACCCAUGAGGGACCUAAAGCACAUCGAGCACCCGGUCCUGUCCAGCGUUGAGGCCAAGCUGAUCUACCAGAAGUACGACGAGAUGCUGCUGCUGCUGAAAAGCUGCCGCCAGGCGACCUACCAGGCCUGGGUAGCCCGAGUGGACCAGGACUGCUACUUCAACCUGGGACAGCCCCUGAUCCAGCGGGAUGCCUCCACAAACCUCAUCCAAGUCAACUUCAGCAAGGCGUUGGUGGCAGUGCUGCGAGAAGUCAAGUACCUGAACUUUCAGCAGCAAAAGGAGAUUCCAGACAGCGCAGAGAGCCUGUUCUCCCAGAACGAAACCUUCCGGAAGUUUGUGGGCAACCUGGAGCUCAUCGUUGGUUGGUACAAUGAGAUAAAGACCACAGUGAUGGCAGUAGAAUAUCCACUCAUCAAGUCAGAAUUGGAAGCAAUCAACGUCAAGUUACUGGCUGCUGAAACAACAUUGUUUUGGAAUGGUGAAGGUGUGUUUGGAUAUAUUCAAGAGACGCGAGAAAUUCUACACGACUUGCAGACCAGGAUGCAAAAAACAAAACAAAAUAUAGAUGCGAUUUCCCAGGCUAUGAAGGACUGGUCAACGAACCCGAUGUUUGAAAGAAAGGACAACAAGAAAGACACCCUGUUAGACUUGGACGGAAGGAUGGUCAAUCUCAACAAACGUUACACGGCGGUCAAGGAGGCGGGUUUGAAGAUCCAAGCCAUGGUCGCGGAAAACGCGGAGCUGUUCAAAGCCGACACGACAAGCCUGUCCUGGAAGGAUUAUGUCAACUACAUCGACAGCACGGUCUUGGAUGAAUUUGACCAAUUUAUCCGCAACUCUUUAAGCUACCUCGUGGAUAACAUGGCCGUGGAUGGCAGCGUGGCGCCCCUGUUUGAGGUCCGCAUGGAGCUGGAUGAGGACGGGCUGAUCUUCAACCCGUCCCUGGAGGUGGGCUCGGACCAGGGCUUCCUGGCACUGAUUGAGGGCCUGGUCAACGACAUCUAUAAUGCAGCCAAGCUCAUCCCCCGCCUGGCCAAAGGCAGAAUGAACUACAAGACGGACCUGGAGGACAUGACGGACCUGAUCGAGAUGAGGGAGGAGGUCUCCAGCCUGGUCAUCAGCGCCAUGAAGGUGGCCGAGGAGCACCAGGACUCCUUCGAGCGCUACUCCUACCUGUGGAUGGACGACCUGCAGGAGUUCAUGAAGCACUUUCUGACCUACGGACGCGCCAUGGCGCCCGAGGACCUGGAGGCGCGCGCCGACGACAGCCUCCCCAGGACGCCGCCCACCCUCGCGCAGUUCCAGCAGCAGAUCGACUCAUACGAGAAGCUCUACGAGGAAGUUUCCAAGUGUGAGAACACGGUGGUGUUCCUGGGCUGGCUGCAGUGCGACUGCCGCCCCUUCAAGCAAGCCCUGCUCAACGCCAUCAGGCGCUGGGGCUUCGUGUUCAAGCAACACCUGAGCAACCAUGUCAUCAACAGCCUUGCUGACCUGGAGAACUUCAUGAAAGUCGCCCGGACAGGCCUGAGCAUGGCGCUCAAGGAGGGGGACUACGAUGGGCUGGUGGAGGUCAUGGGGCACCUGAUGAAGGUCAAGGAGCGCCAGGUGGCCACCGACACCAUGUUCGAGCCCCUGAAGCAAACCAUUGAGCUGCUGAAGACGUACGGGGAGGAGAUGCCUGAGGAAAUACACACAAAGCUACAGGAGCUGCCGGAGCAAUGGACGAACACCAAGAAGCUGGCCAUCCAGGUGAAGCAGAACGUGGCUCCCCUGCAGGCCAACGAGGUCAGCAUCCUGAGGAGGAAGUGCCAGCAGUUCGAGCUCAAGCAGUACGAGUUCCGGGAGAAGUUCCGACAAGACGCCCCAUUCUCCUUCAGCGACCCGGACCCCUACAAGUCCCUCAACAAGCAACAGAAGAGUAUCGCAGCUAUGGAGGCCAUGAUGGAGGCACUGUCCAAGUCCGGGAGCCUGUUCGAGGUCACGGUCCCGGACUAUAAGCAGCUCAAGGCCUGCCACAAGGAGGUCCGCCUGCUGAAGGAGCUCUGGGACAUGGUGGUCAUGGUGAACACCAGCAUUGACGACUGGAAGACCACCAAGUGGAAGAACAUCAAUGUGGAGCAGAUGGACAUCGACUGCAAGAAGUUUGCCAAGGACGUGAGAUCCCUGGACAAGGAGAUGAAGACGUGGGACGCCUUCGUGGGUCUCGACAACACCGUGAAGAACAUGAUCACGGCCUUGCGUGCCGUGAGCGAGCUGCAGAACCCCGCCAUUCGGGACCGCCACUGGCAGCAGCUUAUGAUGGCCACCCAGGUGAAGUUUGAGAUGUCGAACGAGACGACCCUGGCGGAUCUACUGCAGCUGAAUCUGCACAAGUACGAGGAUGAGGUCCGCAACAUCGUGGACAAGGCCGUGAAGGAGUCAGGAAUGGAGAAGGUGCUGAAGGCCCUGGACAGCACCUGGUCCACAAUGGAGUUUGAGCACGAGCCCCACCCGCGCACAGGGACCGCGAUGCUCAAGUCGGACGAGGUGCUGGUGGAGACGCUGGAGGAUAACCAGGUGCAGCUGCAGAACCUGAUGAUGUCCAAGUACCUGUCGCACUUCCUGCAGGAGGUGACGGGCUGGCAGCAGAGGCUGUCCACUGCCGACUCGGUGAUCUCCGUCUGGUUCGAGGUCCAGCGGACCUGGGGCCACCUGGAGAGCAUCUUCAUCGGCUCCGAGGACAUCCGGGCCCAGCUCCCCGACGACUCCCAGCGCUUUGACGCCAUCGACCUGGAAUUCAAGGCCUUGAUGGCAGAUGCCGUGAAGACGCCCAACGUGGUGGAAGCCACCAACAAGCCGGGUCUCUACGACAAACUUGAGGACCUGAAGAAGAGGCUGGCGGUGUGUGAGAAGGCGCUGGCGGAGUACUUGGAGACCAAGAGGCUGGCCUUCCCGAGGUUCUACUUCGUGUCCUCGGCCGACCUCCUGGACAUCCUCUCCAACGGCAACGACCCCGUGGAGGUCAGCCGCCACCUGUCCAAGCUCUUUGACAGCCUGUGCAAGCUGAAGUUCCGGCUGGACGCCAGCGAGAAGCCGCUGAAGCUCGGCGUGGGCAUGUACAGUAAGGAGGACGAGUAUGUGGACUUUGACCAGGAGUGUGACCUCUCGGGCCAGGUGGAAGUCUGGCUGAACCGUGUGCUGGACCGGAUGUGCGCCACGCUGCGGCACGAGAUCCCGGAGGCCGUGGUGACCUACGAAGAGAAACCGCGGGAACAGUGGAUCUUCGAUUACCCGGCCCAGAACUCUUCUGUUUCUUAUUGUUGAACUCCCUGGUGGUGGGCACCACAUCUCAGCUCUCCCACAGCACUGAUACACAGCCCAGGUGCCAUCCAGCAGGUGACAGGGUACAAUGUGACUGACACUACACAAUAUCUCGUAAAUAUGCCCUCUCUCCCACAGAUCAGCCAGCUGAAUGCACUCAUCACCUUGCUCAUUGGAAGCCUCAAUGCGGGCGACAGGAUGAAGAUCAUGACCAUCUGCACCAUCGACGUGCACGCACGAGACGUAGUAGCCAAGAUGAUCACUGCCAAGGUGGAGAGUUCCCAGGCCUUCACCUGGCAGUCUCAGCUCCGACAUCGCUGGGACGAAGAGAAGAAACACUGCUUUGCAAACAUCUGUGAUGCCCAGAUCCAGUAUUCCUACGAGUACCUGGGCAACACGCCACGGCUGGUCAUCACCCCGCUCACAGACAGAUGCUACAUAACCCUGACGCAGUCCCUGCACCUGAUCAUGGGCGGGGCCCCCGCCGGCCCGGCCGGCACCGGAAAGACAGAGACGACCAAGGACUUGGGCCGGGCCCUGGGCACCAUGGUGUACGUCUUCAAUUGCUCGGAGCAGAUGGAUUACAAGUCCUGUGGAAACAUCUACAAGGGCCUGGCCCAGACCGGCGCCUGGGGCUGCUUUGACGAAUUCAACCGAAUCUCUGUGGAAGUCCUGUCCGUGAUUGCAGUGCAGGUGAAAUGUGUCCAAGAUGCAAUUCGGGCCAAGAAGAAAACCUUCAGUUUCCUUGGGGAGAGGAUCAGCCUCAUUCCCACUGUGGGCAUCUUCAUCACCAUGAACCCCGGCUACGCCGGGCGCACGGAGCUGCCCGAGAACCUGAAGGCCUUGUUCAGGCCCUGCGCCAUGGUGGUGCCCGACUUUGAGCUCAUCUGUGAGAUCAUGCUGGUGGCUGAGGGCUUUCUGGAAGCCCGCCUGCUGGCCCGCAAGUUCAUCACCCUCUACACUCUGUGCAAAGAGCUGCUCUCGAAGCAGGACCACUAUGACUGGGGUCUUCGGGCCAUCAAGUCGGUGCUGGUGGUGGCUGGGUCUCUGAAGAGGGGGGACCCCAGCCGGGCUGAGGACCAGGUGCUGAUGCGGGCUCUGCGGGACUUCAACACCCCCAAGAUCGUGACGGACGACCUGCCCGUGUUCAUGGGGCUCAUUGGGGACCUCUUCCCCGCCCUGGACGUCCCUCGGAAACGUGACCUGAACUUUGAAAAGAUCAUCAAGCAGAGCAUCCUGGAGCUCAGGCUGCAGGCGGAGGACAGCUUCGUUCUGAAGGUGGUGCAGCUGGAGGAGCUGCUGCAAGUGCGCCACUCGGUGUUCGUCAUCGGAAACGCAGGCAGCGGCAAGUCCCAGGUCCUCAGGUCCCUCAACAAGACCUACCAGAACCUGAAGAGGAAGCCGGUGGCUGUGGACCUGGACCCCAAGGCUGUCACCUGCGACGAGCUCUUUGGUGUCAUCAACCCGGCGACCCGGGAGUGGAAAGAUGGCCUCUUCUCCACCAUCAUGCGGGACCUGGCCAACAUCACACAUGAAGGCCCCAAAUGGAUCAUCCUGGAUGGGGACAUAGACCCCAUGUGGAUCGAGUCUCUCAACACCGUCAUGGACGACAACAAGGUGCUCACCCUGGCCAGCAACGAGCGGAUCCCCCUGAACCGGACCAUGAGGUUGGUGUUUGAGAUCAGCCACCUGCGGACUGCCACCCCGGCCACCGUCUCCAGAGCCGGGAUCCUCUACAUUAACCCCGCCGAUCUGGGCUGGAACCCUGUGGUGAGCAGCUGGAUUGAGCGGCGCAAGGUGCAGUCGGAGAAGGCCAACUUGAUGAUUCUGUUUGACAAGUACCUGCCCACCUGCCUGGACAAGCUGCGGGUGGGCUUCAAGAAGAUCACGCCGGUGCCCGAGAUCACAGUGGUCCAGAUGACCCUGUACCUGCUGGAGUGCCUGCUCACCGAGAAGAACGCACCGCCCGACUCCCCGAAGGACCUCUACGAGCUGUACUUCGUCUUCGCCUGCUUCUGGUCCUUCGGUGGCGCCAUGUUCCAGGACCAGCUCGUGGAUCACCGCGUCGAGUUCAGCAAAUGGUGGGUCAACGAAUUCAAAACCAUCAAGUUCCCCUCGCAGGGCACCAUCUUUGACUACUACAUCGACCCCGACACCAAGAAGUUCCUACCGUGGACGGACAAGGUGCCCUCCUUCGAGCUGGACCCGGACGUCCCUCUGCAGGCCUCCCUGGUCCACACCACGGAGACCAUCCGUAUCCGGUUCUUCAUGGACCUGCUCAUGGAGAAGUCGUGGCCCGUGAUGCUGGUGGGCAACGCAGGCACCGGCAAGUCGGUGCUGAUGGGGGACAAGCUGGAAAGCCUGAGCACGGACGACUACACGGUGCAGGCUGUGCCCUUCAACUUCUACACCACCUCGGCCAUGCUGCAGGGGGUUCUGGAGAAGCCGCUGGAGAAGAAAUCGGGGAGGAACUACGGGCCGCCAGGCACCAAGAAGCUCAUCUACUUCAUCGAUGACAUGAACAUGCCCGAGGUGGACAAGUACGGCACAGUGGCCCCCCACACGCUCAUCCGUCAGCACAUGGACCACAGACACUGGUACGACAGGCAGAAGCUGACGCUGAAGGACAUCCACAACUGUCAGUAUGUGGCCUGCAUGAACCCCACUGCGGGAUCCUUCACCAUCGACCCCAGGCUCCAGCGCCACUUCUGUGUGUUUGCUGUGAGCUUCCCGGGCCAGGAGGCUCUCACGACCAUCUACAGCACCAUCCUGGCCCAGCACCUGGCCCUCCGCUCGGCCCCCGUGGCGGUGCAGAAGAUGAGCAGCCAGCUGGUGGCCUCGGCCCUGGCUUUGCAUCAGAAAGUUGCUGCAACAUUUCUUCCCACGGCCAUUAAAUUUCAUUACGUCUUCAACCUCAGGGACCUGUCCAACAUUUUCCAGGGACUCCUGUUUUCUUUGGUAGAGAUCCUGAAGACCCCACUGGAUCUUGUUCGCUUGUGGCUGCAUGAAGCUGAACGAGUGUACGGUGACAAAAUGGUCGACAAGAAAGACCAGGAAACGUUGGGCAGGGUCACCGUGGCUUCCACCAAGAAGUACUUUGAUGAUCUCAGUGACGAACUCUUAUUUGCCAAACCAAAUAUCUUCUGCCACUUUGCUCAAGGGAUCGGCGAUCCCAAAUACUUCCCUGUGUCCGACGUAGCUCAUCUGAACAAGCUAUUGGUAGAAGUGCUGGAGAGCUACAACGAGGUCAACGCCGUCAUGAACCUGCUGGACCUGGCCGCCCAGUACGUGAAGGCCGCGGUGAAGAAUGUGCCGUCCGUGUUCCUCAUGACGGACUCCCAGGUGGCCGAGGAACAGUUUCUGGUGCUGAUCAAUGACCUGCUGGCGUCGGGCGAGGUGCCCGGGCUGUUCAUGGACGACGAGGUGGAUAACAUCAUUUCCUCCAUGCGGCCCCAAGUGAAGUCCCUCGGCCUGUCCGACACUCGGGAGACCUGCUGGAAGUUCUUCAUCGACAAAGUGCGGAAGCAGCUGAAGGUGAUCCUUUGCUUCUCCCCCGUGGGCUCCGUGCUACGAGUACGAGCCAGAAAGUUCCCCGCGGUGGUCAACUGCACGGCCAUCAACUGGUUCCAUGAGUGGCCCGAAGACGCCCUGGUGUCUGUCAGUGCCCGCUUCCUGGAGGAAACCGAGGGCAUCCCGCAGGAAGUCAAGACCUCCAUCACUUUCUUCAUGGCCUAUGUGCACACAACUGUCAACGACAUGUCCAAGGUGUACCUGGCCACCGAGAGACGUUACAACUACACCACCCCCAAAACCUUUCUGGAGCAGAUCAAGCUGUACCAGAACCUGCUGGCCAAGAAGAGGGCGGAGCUGGUGGCCAAGAUCGAGAGGCUGGAGAAUGGCUUGAUGAAGCUGCAGAGCACGGCCUCCCAGGUGGUGGGCGUGGAGACCGAGAAGGUCAGCAAGGAGAAAGCCAUCGCCGACGAGGAGGAGACCAAGGUCGAGGUCAUCAACAAGAAUGUCACUGAGAAGCAGAAGGCUUGUGAGACGGACCUGGCCAAAGCGGAGCCGGCCCUGCUGGCGGCCCAAGAAGCCCUGGACACACUGAACAAGGGCCGAGUGCAGGGUCUGCAGAGUGCAGACAGAGGAACUGGAAACGAUGACUUGGCACGUCCUGGAGGCUAUCAUCGGCCCUACCAAGGCAACCCCACGUUCGACCCCGAGUUCAUCCGCUCCAAGUCCACGGCCGCAGCAGGCCUGUGCUCCUGGUGUAUCAACAUCGUCCGCUUCUACGAGGUCUACUGCGACGUGGCCCCCAAGAGGCAGGCCCUGGAGGAGGCCAACGCCGAGCUGGCCGAGGCCCAGGAGAAGCUCUCCCGGAUCAAAAACAAGAUCGCUGAACUUAAUGCCAACCUGAGCAACCUGACCUCAGCGUUUGAGAAAGCAACGGCCGAGAAAAUCAAAUGUCAGCAGGAGGCGGACGCCACCAACAGGGUGAUCUCGCUGGCGAACAGGCUGGUGGGAGGAUUAGCCUCAGAAAACGUCCGCUGGGCUGAGUCCGUGGAAAGCUUCAAGAAGCAGGGCAUCACCCUGUGUGGGGACGUCCUGCUGGUCUCUGCCUUCGUCUCGUAUGUGGGCUACUUCACCAAGAAGUACCGCAAUGAGCUGAUGGAGAAGUUCUGGAUCCCUUACAUAAAGAAAUUAAAGGUCCCCAUCCCCAUCACGGAGGGCCUGGACCCCCUGAGUCUGCUGACGGACGACGCGGACGUGGCCACCUGGAACAACCAGGGCCUUCCCAGCGACCGCAUGUCCACGGAGAACGCCACCAUCCUGUGCAACACGGAGCGCUGGCCUCUCAUCGUCGACGCCCAGCUGCAGGGCAUCAAGUGGAUCCGAAACAAGUACGGCAGCGAGCUGAAAGCCAUCCGCCUGGGACAGAAGAGCUACCUGGACAUCAUUGAGCAGGCCAUUUCGGAAGGUGACGCCUUACUCAUCGAGAACAUAGGUGAAACCGUGGACCCCGUGUUAGACCCCUUACUGGGCAGGAACACCAUCAAAAAGGGAAGGUUCAUUAAGAUUGGCGACAAGGAGGUGGAGUACCACCCCAAAUUCCGCCUGAUCCUGCACACCAAGUAUUUCAACCCACACUACAAGCCCGAGAUGCAGGCUCAGUGCACCCUCAUCAACUUCCUGGUCACCAGGGAUGGGCUCGAAGACCAGCUCUUGGCAGCCGUGGUGGCCAAGGAGCGCCCCGAUCUUGAGCAGCUGAAGGCAAACCUCACCAAGUCUCAGAACGAAUUUAAGAUUGUCCUGAAGGAGCUGGAGGACUCCCUGCUGGCACGCCUGUCAGCCGCCUCGGGAAACUUCCUGGGGGACACGGCCCUGGUGGAGAACCUGGAGACCACCAAGCACACGGCCAGCGAGAUCGAGGAGAAGGUACAAGAGGCAAAAAUCACAGAAGUGAAAAUCAACGAGGCGAGAGAGAACUACCGGCCGGCCGCACAGAGGGCGUCUCUGCUGUACUUCAUCCUGAACGACCUCAACAAAAUCAACCCCAUCUACGUUCUGUCCAUGAAGAAGGAGCUGAACCCAGUGGAACUGGAUUUCCUCCUGCGGUUCCCCUUCAAGGCGGGGGUGGUCUCGCCCGUGGACUUCCUGUUGAAUCAGGGCUGGGGCGGCAUCAAGCCCGCCUCAGCCCCCAGUGCUCAUCCCCACGCUGACCCGGGACACUCCCCCAGGAACUUCGUGGAGGAGAAGAUGGGCAGCAAGUUCGUGGAGGGCCGCAGCGUGGAGUUCUCCAAGUCCUACGAGGAAAGCAGCCCCUCCACACCAAUCUUCUUCAUCCUCUCCCCAGGGGUGGACCCCUUGAAGGAUGUGGAAGCCCUGGGGAAAAAACUAGGAUUUACCAUAGACAACGGGAAGCUCCACAACGUGUCCCUGGGCCAGGGACAAGAGGUGGUGGCCGAGAACGCACUGGACGUGGCCGCGGAGCAAGGGCACUGGGUCAUCCUGCAGAACAUCCAUCUCGUGGCACGCUGGCUGGGCACCCUGGACAAGAAGGUGGAACGGUACAGCACGGGCAGCCACGAGGACUACCGGGUGUUCAUGAGCGCGGAGCCGGCGCCCAGCCCCGAGUCCCACAUCAUCCCCCAGGGCAUCCUGGAAAACGCCAUCAAGAUCACCAAUGAGCCACCCACCGGGAUGCACGCCAACCUGCACAAGGCCCUCGACCUCUUCACCCAGGUGCCCUGGGAUGAUCUCCGCUACCUUUUUGGUGAAAUCAUGUACGGCGGCCACAUCACAGACGACUGGGACCGCCGGCUGUGCAGGACAUACCUGGCAGAGUACGUCCGCGGGGAGAUGCUGGAGGGUGACGUGCAGCUGGCCCCCGGCUUCCAGACCCCUCCCAACCUGGACUACAAGGGUUACCAUGAGUACAUCGACGAGAACCUGCCCCCCGAGAGCCCCUACCUGUAUGGCCUGCACCCCAACGCAGAGAUCGGCUUUCUGACAGUCACCUCCGAGAAGCUGUUCCGCACCGUCCUGGAAAUGCAACCCAAGGAGACCGACUCGGGGGCGGGCACAGGAGUCUCUCGAGAGGAGAAGGUGAAGGCGGUGCUGGACGACAUUCUUGAGAGGAUCCCGGAAAUGUUCAACAUGGCGGAGAUCAUGGCCAAGGCGGUGGAGAAGACCCCCUACGUGGUGGUGGCCUUCCAGGAAUGUGAGAGGAUGAAUAUCCUGACCAACGAGAUGCGCCGUUCACUAAAGGAGCUGAACCUGGGCCUCAAGGGGGAGCUGACCAUCACGACUGACAUGGAGGACUUGUCCACGGCUCUGUUCUACGACACUGUGCCCGACACGUGGGUAGCCCGGGCCUACCCCUCCAUGAUGGGCCUGGGGGCCUGGUACGCCGACCUGCUGCUUCGCAUCAGGGAGCUCGAGGCCUGGACGACAGACUUUGCCCUGCCCACCACGGUGUGGCUCGCAGGCUUCUUCAACCCGCAGUCCUUCCUCACGGCCAUCAUGCAGUCCACGGCCAGGAAGAACGAGUGGCCCCUGGACAAGAUGUGCCUGUCUGUGGAAGUGACCAAGAAGAACCGGGAGGACAUGACUGCGCCCCCCCGCGAGGGCUCCUACGUGUACGGGCUGUUUAUGGAAGGUGCGCGCUGGGACACGCAGACGGGAGUCAUCGCAGAAGCACGGCUGAAGGAGCUAACGCCGGCCAUGCCCGUCAUCUUCAUCAAGGCCAUCCCUGUGGACCGCAUGGAAACCAAGAACAUCUAUGAGUGUCCCGUCUACAAAACGCGUAUCCGCGGCCCCACCUACGUGUGGACGUUCAACCUCAAGACCAAGGAGAAGGCGGCCAAGUGGGUCCUGGCGGCCGUGGCACUGCUGCUGCAGGUCUAG